Lingula anatina is the source of this 512-nucleotide messenger RNA. RefSeq names its product kinesin-like protein KIF3B. NCBI's taxonomy places the organism in Eukaryota, Metazoa, Brachiopoda, Lingulata, Lingulida, Lingulidae. Gene Ontology annotation, molecular function: microtubule motor activity; microtubule binding; ATP binding. Gene Ontology annotation, biological process: microtubule-based movement. The record is from RefSeq and is a predicted model, not a curated record.
ACUGAGCAUGCGUGAAAUUUUUGGUGAAAAAUCUGAUUGAAAUAUCACUAGGGAAAUACACGACAUAUUUUCUACGUUUCCUUAAUGAAAUGACUGAAUAAUGACCUGAUUUAAGGUAAUUAGAACUUCUACUGCAUGCAAAUAAAGAAGUGGAACACUAGCAGAACUGAUACAAAAUGUCGAAAUCUAAAGGUUCUAGCAAAGGUGCAGAGUGUGUCAAAGUGGUGAUAAGAUGCCGGCCUUUAAAUUCAAAGGAAAAAGAACAAGGACAUCAAAGGAUUGUGGAAAUGGAUGUCAAAGGGGGUGUUGUAGAAGUCAAGAGCCCCAAGCCUGGAGAGUUGCCCAAAAAAUUCACAUUUGAUUCUGUCUAUGAUUGGGAUUCAAAACAGUGUGACUUGUAUGAUGAGACAUUCAGAGAUUUGGUAGAGUCUGUACUGAAUGGUUUCAACGGCACCAUCUUUGCUUAUGGACAAACUGGGACAGGAAAGACAUUUACAAUGCAGGGUAGGUAG